UAGGGGAAAUAUAUGAUAUUAGUAUACAAUUUUAUGUGAAAUAAGCAAAGAGACACAUAAAAAAAAAAAAAAAAACUAUUAGGAAAAUGUCAAUUAGCCUGAAAAUAUGAAUCUUAAAAUCACCUCCAAUUGGUCAGCUAAAUUAAACUUAAAUUUAAACAUAACACAAUAUAUUAAUAUUUACAUUUAAUCAUUUGUCAAUCAUGGCGAAGUUGAAGGGCGUACUUUUUAUACAUACAUGUUUGAAAAGAUCAUUUUACACGGUAAUUUUUACAUCAGUAAGUAUUUAGGCUACCAUUUAAUGAAUUAAUUAAUUAAUUUCUGGUGCAACUGCUCCUUAAAAAAAACAGCCAAUAAGAUUGAGGGGGAGGGUUUAACAGCGCUAUUCUGAGACCAGUUAUCAGUUUCUCUCUUGUUGUAAUGUAUUUUAGUGCUCGAGUGUUUUUGGAGACUGUAAAUUGUAUUCUCUGUUUCUUUCCCCAUAAUUAUUUCCAUUGUGUCAGUUCUGUGAUUUCCCCUUUAAACGCUGCCUUGUUUAGUGGUUUAUGAAUAUCCACUUCAGGAAGUGCAGAUGCUUGUUUUGCUCAUUAGUCAGAUCUGACGCUCCUUAAACAUUUUAAAAUGUGCUGCUUCAGAACACGGCAGCUCAUUGGCUCUCGCGUACUUCCUGUUUCCUGUUUAAAUGAGAAGCGCGCCUUCACGAAGAGAUUCGAGGCUUUUAGCGAACAACUAAAAUCCUUCUCUGAACUCCACACAGAACUAUAACACAGCGAUAGCGCUCAUCUGAAGCACUGUACACGGAGAAAGAAAGUUAAAGUCACUCGUACAGCAGACGAAGCGUGAAGCUGAAGUUCUGAAGACACAGAGAGAUGAGAAGCAGAAGUGAUUGAUUGCCCAGAUGGAUCCAGAUCUGAAUAAAGAGCAGCUGCUCUUUCGAAGUUCAAUAGGUCUAGGUUAAAGCCGAAUGAUCAAGAAAUCAUGGAUUAUAUUUAGUGUUUGUUGAAUUUGCAUCAUGAUUCUGUUCGCGUGUGGAGAUGAACUGCAGGAUCUGGAUGAGCACAGACUGUUGAUAAAUCUGGAAAGAUUCAUUGUUUCAGUGAAAGCUCAAGUCCAAGAACUUUGCAGAAUGAAGGAAACCGUUGAAAGGUGGGAAGUUUAUCAUGGAGCAGAAUGAGCGUCAGCAGGGACACUCAUGUUGACUCUGUCCUCCUGAUUCCCUGGCGGCUGCAGGGUCUCCUCCAUGGGUGUGACUGGCACUGAUGAGGUGGAUGGGAUUGCAGGUGGGGGGAGUGAAUGUCCUGCGCUCUCUUCCACCCUCAAUACCACAACCUCAGACGUGGAGAUUAAUGCUGUUGGAGAGGAUGCUACAUCAAUAGAGGGACAUGUGAAAGUCCUGCAGGACCAAUAUAGAAGGACACAGCCAGAGACUCACAUUGUUGAAGAUCGAAUGAGGAGGAACUUUGCCUGGAGGCGGCAGGAGAUUACUAGUGCUAUGACUGUUGAAGAUAUCAUCAACAAAUAUCCAUUCUUGAAGGGUCCAUCAGGGCUUUAUCAAGAAAUUGGUUUCCUGUAUAAAUGUGUUGAACUGAGCUGCCAUUUUCGAGAACAUUUUGGAAACAUUACAUCCAGCGUGCUACGGCUUGCUCAAGGGAAAUCCCCUUUAGCAAAGCUGCACAAAGAAGCUAGAGAAGAAUCUCUCUGUGAAGACCAUCUUGGAAUUGAUUUUAAAGCAGCACUUCUCAUGUUGCCAGCCUUGUUCAGAGAGAAACUUGAACAUUUCAUUGUGCUUGGAGAGAGUGAACCAUCUUCACCAUAUCCUACUGUUCAAGUACAGGAGACCACUGACUGGAAAACUGCAUUUACAAGAAGAGUCACUGCAGUCAUCAAAGUUGAUGGGAUCGAGAUCUGCCACGUGAACGGUGUGGAUGAAGGGGCUCUUGCAGCAUUUUGUGCUUAUUUCAUCUUCAAUUUGACACAUCCAUCCCAUCUGAAGAACACCCUGGUGUUUCUUCAGCGGUAUGUUUUGAAACUUACUGUGGAUGGUGACAAGCCUCUACCUACCCCAGUUACCAGAAUAAUUAACCUCUUACAGUAACAUCAGCAAAAAUCCCCCGCCUGUUCAAUUGCCCUAAAUGUUCUCGAAGAACAUUUACAAUCAUCAAAUUAAUCCAGCACAUUGGUCUCAUUCAUGCACAUGAGGCAAUUUUUUCAAUAACUUGUGGUCUUAAUGACUGUCAGAGAUCAUUUACGAAGUAUGCGUCCUUUAGAUGUCAUGUUUACCGAAAGCAUAAAAAUACGGUGUUACAACAGACUACGACUACUGACCCUCUGCCUCUGC
Messenger RNA from Cyprinus carpio (common carp), 2338 nucleotides. Its product is annotated as sterile alpha motif domain-containing protein 3-like. The record is from RefSeq and is a predicted model, not a curated record. Lineage: Eukaryota; Metazoa; Chordata; Actinopteri; Cypriniformes; Cyprinidae. Bases 1241 to 2095 code for a protein of 284 amino acids. The transcript is spliced from 6 exons.